AUGAUCAAAACUAUGGCUUAUUCUCCAGUUCAACUUCUUUCACUUCUUCUCCCUCUUCUAUCAUCUUCAUUUAUAACAACUAUUUUCACCUUUGAAAUUUCAAUAAAAAACACUUACAUAGAACCUUUUAAAUGUUCUACAAAGAUCAAAACAUGCAAUGCAUCACUCUACCACAUAAACUACAAUCACAACAUACAACAACUAGCCGAUUUUUACUCCGUCGAUCCUUCCCAAAUCAAACCGAUAAUCCGUAGCACAAAACAAGAUUACCUUAUACAAGUGCCUUGUCCUUGCCAAGACACCAUUGACCUUAACGGUUAUUUCUAUGACACAAACUACAAAGUGAGUCCUAAUGAAAGUUUUUCGAAUAUUAACAAUAUUGUUUAUAGUGGCCAAACUUGGCAUGUCAAUGAAGAUUUGGUUGCAAAUGAGAAUGUAACGAUUCAUAUUCCUUGUGGAUGUUCAGAACUUGAGUCACAAAGUGUUGUUACAUAUACUGUUCAGCAAGGUGACACACCAACAUCAAUUUCUCUUUUGUUAAAUGCCAAUCUUGAUGGCAUGGUGAAAAUGAAUGAAAUUUUGGGUCCUAACCCAACAUUCAUUGAUAUUGGUUGGGUUUUAUAUGUUCCCAAGGAAUUAAAAGGGUCACCAUUUUCCAAUGAAAAAGAAAAGAAACACAAGUGGGUGAUAAUUACUGGUAUCCUAGUGAGUGUAACAUUGCUUUCAGUUAUUACCUUGAUGGUUUACAUUCUCAGAAGAAAUAAAGGCUAUGGAACUAGCAAAAAUGAUCCAAAAACUUUCUCUAAAAGAUCACUUGCCAAUAGAACCAUUUCUCUAAGGAAUCAAGAAUUUCAUAAAGAAUAUAUGGAAGAUGCAACACAAUUCGAUUCCGAAAGACCAGUGAUUUAUGAUUUUGAGGAGAUUGAAGAAGCUACAAAUAACUUUGAUGAAACUAGAAGGAUUGGAGUUGGUGGAUAUGGCACUGUCUAUUUUGGAAUGCUAGAAGAUAAAGAAGUUGCUGUGAAGAAAAUGAAGUCUAACAAAUCCAAAGAGUUCUAUGCAGAACUCAAAGCCUUAUGCAAGAUCCAUCAUAUUAACAUUGUGGAGUUGUUGGGAUACGCAAGUGGAGAUGAUCAUCUUUAUUUGGUGUAUGAGUAUGUUCCUAAUGGUUCUCUAAGUGAACACCUUCAUGAUCCAUUAUUAAAAGGUCACCAGCCUCUAUCUUGGUGUGCUAGAGCUCAAAUUGCACUUGAUUCAGCAAAAGGUAUCGAAUACAUACACGAUUACACAAAAGCGCGAUAUGUGCACCGUGAUAUAAAGACUUGUAAUAUCCUUCUUGACGAAAAGCUCAGAGCAAAGGUAGCGGAUUUCGGGCUUGCGAAGCUCGUGGAACGAACCAACGAUGAAGAAUUUUUAGCAACAAGGCUUGUUGGAACACCAGGCUACCUUCCACCUGAAUCGGUGAAGGAGCUUCAAGUGACGAUAAAAACCGAUGUAUUUGCAUUUGGUGUGGUUCUGUCUGAGUUGAUAACGGGAAAACGUGCAUUGUUUCGUGAUAACCAAGAAGCUAAUAAUAUGAAAUCACUUAUCGCAGUUGUAAACAAAAUAUUUCAAGAUGAUGAUCCUGUGAUUGCUUUAGAAGAAGCUGUAGACGGGAAUCUUCUACGUAGUUAUCCGAUUGAAGAUGUCUACAAGAUGGGAGAAUUAUCACAUUGGUGUUUGAGUGAAAAUCCAGUGGACAGACCAGAAAUGAAAGAGAUAGUUGUUGUAUUGUCAAAGAUUGUAAUGUCUUCAAUAGAAUGGGAAGCGUCACUAGGUGGGGACAGUCAAGUUUUCAGUGGUGUAUUUGAUGGAAGAUGA
Molecule: messenger RNA, 1860 nt
Organism: Lathyrus sativus (Indian pea)
Lineage: Eukaryota; Viridiplantae; Streptophyta; Magnoliopsida; Fabales; Fabaceae
Source: the annotation of a GenBank genome assembly